Molecule: messenger RNA, 1203 nt
Organism: Colius striatus (speckled mousebird)
Lineage: Eukaryota; Metazoa; Chordata; Aves; Coliiformes; Coliidae
Gene: LMX1B
Product: LIM homeobox transcription factor 1 beta
Exons: 8
Coding region: 1-1203 (400 amino acids)
Biological process (GO): regulation of transcription by RNA polymerase II; neuron differentiation
Cellular component (GO): nucleus
Molecular function (GO): RNA polymerase II transcription regulatory region sequence-specific DNA binding; DNA-binding transcription factor activity, RNA polymerase II-specific
Source: RefSeq, a predicted model, not a curated record
AUGGACAUCGCAACAGGUCCCGAGUCCUUGGAACGGUGCUUUACGCGGGGCCAGUCGGACUGCUCAAAGAUGUUGGACGGUAUUAAAAUGGAAGACCACCCUCUGCGCUCGGGUCCGGCCACGUUAGGAGUGCUGCUGGGGUCGGACUGCCAGCACCAGGCCGUCUGCGAGGGCUGCCAGCGGCCCAUCUCGGACCGGUUUCUGAUGCGGGUGAACGAGUCCUCCUGGCACGAGGAGUGCCUGCAGUGCGCGGCGUGUCAGCAAGCCCUCACCACCAGCUGCUACUUCCGGGACCGAAAGCUCUACUGCAAGCAGGACUACCAACAGCUGUUUGCUGCUAAGUGCAGUGGCUGCAUGGAAAAGAUCGCCCCGACAGAAUUCGUGAUGAGAGCCCUGGAGUGUGUUUACCACUUAAGCUGCUUCUGCUGCUGUGUUUGUGAACGACAGCUGAGGAAAGGGGACGAAUUUGUUCUUAAGGAAGGGCAGUUGCUCUGCAAAAGUGACUAUGAAAAAGAGAAAGACUUGUUGAGCUCAGUCAGCCCAGACGACUCAGACUCAGUUAAAAGCGAUGAUGAAGAUGGAGAUGUUAAGCCUGCCAAAGGACAAGUAUCCCAAGGGAAAGGAAGUGAUGAUGGGAAGGAUCCCAGAAGACCUAAACGACCAAGGACGAUACUUACUACCCAGCAGAGACGAGCAUUCAAAGCAUCCUUUGAAGUGUCUUCCAAGCCCUGUAGGAAGGUCAGAGAAACACUAGCAGCUGAAACAGGACUUAGUGUGCGAGUUGUUCAGGUCUGGUUUCAAAACCAAAGAGCAAAGAUGAAAAAACUAGCACGAAGGCAUCAGCAGCAGCAGGAGCAACAGAACUCACAGCGACUAGGACAAGAAGUAAUGUCCAACCGAAUGGAAGGGAUGAUGACAUCUUACACACCACUUGCACCACCGCAGCAGCAGAUUGUAGCAAUGGAUCAAAGCAGUUAUGGCACAGACCCGUUUCAGCAGGGUCUGACUCCUCCACAAAUGCCAGGCGACCACAUGAACCCUUAUGGAAACGACUCCAUUUUUCAUGAUAUCGACAGUGAUACCUCUUUAACUAGCUUGAGCGACUGUUUUCUUGCCUCUUCUGAAGUUAACUCCAUGCAGGCUAGAGUAGGAAACCCCAUUGACAGGCUGUACUCUAUGCAGAGCUCAUAUUUCGCCUCAUGA